CCCGAGGCGCGGGGGAGGGGGCAGGCCGCCACGGCGGAGGGCGCCGGUCCGGAGGCGAGCCACUCGCUCCAGGACCUCCCCGCGCCUCCUCACCUCCCGGAGCCGCGGAGCGCACGCUCAGGGCCCGGCCGGCCCACACCAGACGCGCGCCCCGACGCGCUGGGCCCGAGCCGGGAGGCCCAGCAGGCGCCUCUGGAGGAGCCCCGCGGACGCCAUGCUAAAAGCCAAAAUGGCUGCCCCGCGGAGGCCCGCAGCGCGCCGCCCGUGAGGAGGGCGCCGGCGCCGCGCGCGGGGGAGGGGGCGCGGGAGCGCCGUCCGGCCGCAGCCGGCGGCCCAGGUUCUAGCUGCCACCAUCUCGUGCUAUAACUUUUAAAUUAUAUUUGGAAAGAAACCAGCCACAGGGGGAAAAUGAUCAAGUUUUUCCUUAUGGUAAACAAACAAGGGCAGACCCGGCUGUCUAAGUACUAUGAGCAUGUGGAGAUUAAUAAGCGUGCCCUUCUGGAGACAGAUGUCAUCAAGAGCUGUCUGUCCCGAUCCAGUGAACAAUGCUCCUUCAUUGAAUAUAAGGAUUUUAAGCUGAUCUAUCGGCAAUAUGCAGCUCUCUUCAUUGUGGUUGGAGUUAAUGAUACCGAGAAUGAGAUGGCUAUUUAUGAGUUCAUACACAAUUUUGUGGAAGUUUUGGAUGAGUACUUCAGCAGAGUGAGUGAACUAGAUAUAAUGUUUAACUUGGACAAAGUCCACAUCAUUUUGGACGAGAUGGUGUUAAACGGCUGCAUUGUGGAAACUAACAGAACGAGAGUUCUUGCCCCUCUACUGAUCCUUGACAAGAUGUCAGAAAGCUGAUGAAGGAAGACAUCACAAACCACAGCAGCCUUCGAAAACUGUCACUAGCUGUUUCCCAUGGUUCCACAGAGAAAACAAACACUUCUCUCCUAGUUUACUCUACACCCCAGCCAUAGCCCCUCCUUCCUCUCCUCCCUGUCCCACCCUCCUUACCACUCCACCCCCCCCCCCCCCCCCCCCCCUUCCCCCCCCUUUGAAAAGGGGGGGGGGGGGGGGCCCCCCCCCCCCCAGCACAUGAAGUCUUCUCAGGACUGACUACUUCUGCUACACAUAGUGGCCUGGCAAGACAGACCUGCCAGGGAUGGAGAAGCAUACAACAGAGUCCUUGUCAGAGACAGCCCCUAUACCCCUUACUAGGGCACCACGUGAAGACCAAGCUGUACCUAGACUGUAUACAUGUAUAUGUACCCAUUGAACAAGCUGAUGAUUCUUGUAUACUUGCUAACUGUAUGCUUCCUUUUCCUUCUGCAGGAGCAUCAGGGUUACAGGGGAAAGAAUGGGUGGCAGUUCUCCAUCAGCCAAUAAAUUUCAAGUUGACUUGACCACA
Messenger RNA from Psammomys obesus (fat sand rat), 1390 nucleotides. It is a transcript of the gene Ap4s1, whose product is annotated as adaptor related protein complex 4 subunit sigma 1. Gene Ontology annotation, biological process: protein transport; vesicle-mediated transport. The transcript has 6 exons. Bases 409 to 843 code for a protein of 144 amino acids. NCBI's taxonomy places the organism in Eukaryota, Metazoa, Chordata, Mammalia, Rodentia, Muridae. Gene Ontology annotation, cellular component: intracellular membrane-bounded organelle. The record is from RefSeq and is a predicted model, not a curated record.